AUGAAUGAAAAUGCUUAUUCAGUUUUCUUCCUCAUGAGUGGUGAUCACCCGGGUUUGAUUCUUGUUACUCAUACCCUUUCUGGAUCCAAUUUUAAUUCCUGGCAUCGUGCAAUGAUUCUUGCCCUGACUACCAAGAACAAAUUGGCGUUUGAGGAUGUUUCUUUACCUCGUCCUCCAUCUAAUGAUCUUCUUUUUUCUUCUUGGAAUCGCUGUAAUUUCAUGGUCAUAUCACGAUUAUUGAAUUCUGUUGCCAACGAUAUAGCUGAUAAUCUAUUGUAUUUUUCAAAUGCUUCUGAAGGUUCACUUGAUAUCAACAGCUAUAAAAAUAAAUUGAAAUCUCUAUGGGACGAACUUCAAGAUUACCUUCCUCUUCAACGAUGCACUUGUGGUACACUUCGAGAGAUGAUUUCUCGGAAUGAGCAAGACCAUGUUCUUCAGUUCUUAAUCAGACUUAAUGAUUCCUUCUUCGCUGCCAGUGCUCAGAUCUUACUGAUUGAUCUGUUGCCUUCUCUUGCAAAGGUUUUCUCAAUGAUUCUUCAGGAAGAACGUCAACGUUAA
Gastrolobium bilobum is the source of this 558-nucleotide messenger RNA. RefSeq lists its product as uncharacterized. The record is from RefSeq and is a predicted model, not a curated record. The transcript is spliced from 3 exons. NCBI's taxonomy places the organism in Eukaryota, Viridiplantae, Streptophyta, Magnoliopsida, Fabales, Fabaceae. Bases 1 to 558 code for a protein of 185 amino acids.